GUGUUUACGUUUGUAUAUUUCAAAGUCUGUUGCGCCUACUGCCGAUGGCAGCAAAAUCGUCGACGCGUGCGUCGAGCAGCACUUAGCUUUCGAUAUCAUCCAAACGCCGCAAUGAAUGUGCGUAGAGGUCCAACAGGCCGUUACGGUCAGCGCUAUGCUGGCAUAAGAAGACAUGGAAGCCUGACACGAGCGCACGGUACUCGUGUCAAAGGUACUUUCAGCGAUACAAAAAGUGUCCGCAGUUCACGGAGCUUCAAUCGCUAUGAUAAAUUCGACACAGCAUCGCUUCCCGGUCGUAGAAAUCUAGCUGCUGCUUUAAGUAGCAGAUCACCUUAUGAUUCGAUACAGAAGUAA
Molecule: messenger RNA, 354 nt
Organism: Gongylonema pulchrum
Lineage: Eukaryota; Metazoa; Nematoda; Chromadorea; Rhabditida; Gongylonematidae
Source: the annotation of a GenBank genome assembly